Molecule: messenger RNA, 555 nt
Organism: Lindgomyces ingoldianus
Lineage: Eukaryota; Fungi; Ascomycota; Dothideomycetes; Pleosporales; Lindgomycetaceae
Product: ARF/SAR superfamily
Exons: 5
Coding region: 1-555 (184 amino acids)
Biological process (GO): vesicle-mediated transport; intracellular protein transport
Cellular component (GO): cytoplasm
Molecular function (GO): GTP binding; GTPase activity
Source: RefSeq, a predicted model, not a curated record
AUGGGCGCGUCAAUAUCGAAGAUGAUGAAUAAGAUCUUCGGAUCCAAGGAGAUGAGGCUGCUGAUGCUCGGCUUAGAUGCCGCUGGCAAGACGACUAUCCUGUACAAACUCAAGCUCGACCAAGACGUCACGACCAUUCCCACCGUCGGCUUCAAUGUAGAGACAGUCACAUAUAAGAACACCAAAUUCAAUGUCUGGGACGUAGGAGGCCAGGACAAGAUACGGCCACUGUGGAGACACUACUUCUCCGGCACCCAAGGCCUUAUCUUCGUCAUCGACUCCAACGACCGCGACCGCAUCGACGAGGCCCGAACGGAACUGACCCGCAUCAUUCAAGACCGAGAAAUGAAGGACGCGCUGCUCCUAGUCUUCGCGAACAAGCAGGAUCUCGCCGGAGCAAUGCGACCCAAAGAGGUCUCGGAUAAGCUCCAACUAGAAAAGAUUGCAAAAGACCACGUGUGGAAAGUCGAGCCCAGUUGCGCGACAACAGGUGAAGGGAUUUUCGAGGGUCUGGCAUGGCUCUCAAAUAAUGUCAAGGUUCCUCCUACCAAAUAG